UCAGAUCACAGAGCAGAGCAGAAGCAUGAAGUUAAACACAGCUUUGAGUGUUGCUGGAACCAUACUCCUCAACAUAGCAGGUUUUCUCUGCCAGUUAGAUGUGUGUGGUCAAGCCCCCCUCAACACCAAGAUUGUUGGAGGGGAGGCUGCAACAGCAGGGUCUUGGCCGUGGCAAGCCAGCCUUCAUAUCUCCUGUGACGGGGCUAUGUGUUAUUGUGGAGGGAGUCUAAUCAAUAAAGACUGGGUUAUGUCUGCAGCGCACUGCUUCCAGAGCACCCUGGGUACCAUUCAGAUCUACCUGGGACUUCAGAGCCAGUCAGGUUUGAACCCUAAUGAAGUUCUCAGGACAGCCAGUGUCUUCGUCCAUCCUGACUAUAACAAUACUUCCCAUGACAAUGACAUAGCACUGCUCCAGCUCUCCUCCUCAGUGACUUUCACUGAUUACAUUGCGCCAGUCUGUCUGGCAGCUGCUGGUAGUGUAUUGCCUGGAGGUACAGAGACCUGGGUCACUGGCUGGGGAGCACUACAGUCUGAUGGUCCGUUUUCUAACAUACUGCAGGAGGUGAUGAUACCAAUUGUGAGCAACAGUGACUGUGAUAAUGCUUAUGGAGGGGGCAUCACAAGCAAUAUGAUUUGUGCUGGAUUGUUAAAUCAGGGAGGAAAAGAUUCCUGUCAAGGAGACUCUGGAGGUCCACUGGUUACCAGGAAUGCCUCCCUGUGGGUUCAGUCCGGCAUUGUGAGUUUUGGUACUGGAUGUGCUGACCCCAGAUAUCCCGGUGUGUACACCAGAGUCUCUCAGUACCAGGACUGGAUCACCUCUACCAUAGGCAGCAACCCUCCUGGAUUUGUCCAAUUCAACAACAAUGGAUUCAGAAGCUCACCCAACCUCCUUUUAAUUCCACUUUCUCUCACAUUCUCCAUCAUUCCUUUUAUAUGUUCCCUAUAUCUCCUUUCGUAGAGAUCGUCUGAAUGACAAUUCUCAGGGUUCUUUGAUUAAGAGCACAUCUGUGCUGUACAAGUUUUUAUAAAUAUGUGAAGUAAGUUCAUAGUCAUAUUGUCGUUAGUUCUUUAUCUUUUUAAAAAUGUACUAUUCUUGAAAAUAUCUUAAUCUUAUUUCCUGCACACUAAUGAGGUUCAGCAAGCUUUUCCCCUUAGAAUUCUUGCAUAGUGAGGAUACACUUUCUGAUAUUUGGCCUAAAUAGGAGUCAUAAGUGAUACUUGCAAUUAUAAUGCAUAGCUAAUUAUUGUCUUCGCUUUGAACAAUUUUUUUGAGAGACUAUUCAAUUUUUAUUGAUUGUCUGUA
Carassius carassius (crucian carp) is the source of this 1303-nucleotide messenger RNA. RefSeq names its product trypsin-like. Bases 26 to 958 code for a protein of 310 amino acids. Lineage: Eukaryota; Metazoa; Chordata; Actinopteri; Cypriniformes; Cyprinidae. The record is from RefSeq and is a predicted model, not a curated record. Gene Ontology annotation, biological process: proteolysis. The transcript has 6 exons. Gene Ontology annotation, molecular function: serine-type endopeptidase activity.